AUGGAAACUUGUUUACCGUCGCAUCAAUUAUUUUAUAGUUCGUUGACUCGCGAGGUCGUAUCUGAAAGUGAUUAUCGUCAUGCGUUAGAUGUGUGCCAACGUUUUAACAUUCGGACUAUUGGAGAGUAUAGUGAUUUGUAUCUCAAAACUGAUGUAUUGCUUUUAGCUGAUGUAUUUGAGAAUUUUCGCGAGACUUGUUUGGAUAGUUACGGAUUGGAUCCAGCUCAUUAUUACACAUUACCAGGCUAUACGUGGGACGCCAUGCUAAAAUAUACUGGUAUACGAUUUGAAUUGCUGACUGAUAUUGAUAUGUUGUUAUUUGUGGAACGUGGUGUGCGUGGAGGAUUGAUUCAGUGUUCGAACAGGUAUGCAAAAGUUAAUAACAGAUAUGCGCCGAUAUAUGAACCAAAUUUACCGUCAACGAAUUUAAUGUAUUACGAUAUAAAUAAUCUUUACGGAUGGGCGAUGAGUGAACCUCUACCGUAUACUGAUUUUAAAUGGAUUGAUGUUGACCGGUUUAAGCUAGAAUCAGUGACUCGCGAAUCGGAUGUUGAAUAUAUUCUCGAGGUCGAUCUUGGGUAUCCGGAAGAAAUUCACGACAGUCACAAGGAUCUUCCGUUUUGCCCGACGCGAGAGAAGCCUGGUAGGAAGGUUGACAAACUUCUUGCUACUCUUUACGACAAAGAGCGUUACGUAAUUCAUUACCGUAAUUUACAGCAAUGUUUAGAGCACGGUAUGGUAUUGAAAAAGAUCUACCGAAUUUUAGGAUUUCGUCAAUCAACGUGGUUGCGUGGAUAUAUUGAUCUUAAUACGGCAUUGAGAACUCGUGCGGUUAAUGAUUUUGAAAGAAAUUUGUACAAAUUGAUGAAUAACGCGGUGUUUGGGAAAACAAUGGAAAAUGUGCGUAAUCGUGUUGAUGUUCGUCUUCUUACUCGUUGGGAUGGGCGAUUUGGUGCAGAGGCGUUGAUAUCAAAGCCCAAUUUCCAUAGUAGAAGUGUAUUUUUCAAGGACUUAAUGACUGUUGAGUUACGGAGGCUUGAAGUGAAAAUGUAUAAACCAAUAUAUGUAGGAAUGUGUAUUUCAGAUAUAUCUAAGAUACGUCUAUACGAAUUUCACUAUAAUUACAUGUUGUCUACUUAUGCUGAUAAAUCUAAACUUAUGUAUACUGAUAGUUUGUUAUAUCAUGUGGAAUGUGACGAUAUCUAUGAGAACAUAAAACGUGAUAUCGCGAGGUUUGAUACAAGCGAUUACCCUCGAGGUAAUGUGUAUGGAAUGCCGCGCGUUAAUAAAAAGGUGCCCGGGUUGAUGAAAGACGAAAAUGCUGGUUCGAUCAUAAGUGAAUUUGUAGGAUUAAGAGCAAAGAUGUAUGCUUUGCGAGUGAUUGGCAAAAAUGGUACGAAAAAAAUUAAGGGUGUUAAGAAAAAUCUAGUUGCGAAAUGUAUAACUUUCGAGGAUUAUGUGCGAUGUUUGAACGAUACGGAAGAAGUGACGCGAGAUCAAACGUGUAUACGGUCUGCGUUGCACGAGGUGUAUACGGUGCAAGAAAUUAGCUUUAAGUCCAUAUGA
This is a messenger RNA of Solenopsis invicta (red fire ant), 1566 nucleotides long. RefSeq lists its product as uncharacterized. The transcript has a single exon. Gene Ontology annotation, biological process: DNA replication. The record is from RefSeq and is a predicted model, not a curated record. The coding region runs from base 1 to 1566 and encodes 521 amino acids. Lineage: Eukaryota; Metazoa; Arthropoda; Insecta; Hymenoptera; Formicidae. Gene Ontology annotation, molecular function: DNA-directed DNA polymerase activity; DNA binding; nucleotide binding.